AUGCCUAUGUUUGUAGUGAACCCCAAUGCCUCUGAAAGUGCAGUGACUGACACUCUCUUUGAAGAGUUAACAAAGGAGAUGGCCAAGGCUAUGGGCAAACCUGCACAGUUAAGGUGGUAUAUUGCAAGUCACGUUAAUACUGACCAGCGCAUGUGGUUUGGGGGUACAUCGGAUCUCUGUGCACUCUGCAGUUUGUGCAGCAUUGGCAACAUUGGGGGUACAAAAAACAAGACUUACUCCAAGCUGCUUUCAGAGCUGCUGAACAAACACUUUGGGAUAUCUGCAGACAGGAUCUACAUCAACUUCAUGGAUAUGACUGGAGUAAAUGUUGGCUGGAAUGGUUCCACAUUCUAA
Molecule: messenger RNA, 354 nt
Organism: Protopterus annectens (West African lungfish)
Lineage: Eukaryota; Metazoa; Chordata; Ceratodontiformes; Protopteridae
Product: macrophage migration inhibitory factor-like
Exons: 3
Coding region: 1-354 (117 amino acids)
Molecular function (GO): cytokine activity; phenylpyruvate tautomerase activity
Source: RefSeq, a predicted model, not a curated record